AACUCCAUUUAACAAAUUUUAUUAGACAACACAGAUAAGAACCUAUACUACAUUGCAUUACUAUGUCUACCUUGUCCACUAAUAGAUUUAAUGAUCUCAUUGAUUUGCAACAACUUCAACGAAUUGCUGAAGACUACAGUUCCCACCUUGAGAGGAAGGUGAGUUCCAACCAAUCUAAAUUACAACAGGAAAGGCAGGCACAUAUCAAACUUAUAGAGGAAUUGAGAGCCCAUUCAAGAGAGCUUCUGAUUAAAAAAUCAGCCAUUGAACAAGAGGAGGCAAAACAGCGUAACGUGUUAGAACUGUCCGUGGAAUCAUUAUAUACUCAACGUAGAAAAGUGGAUGAGUUAUUAAAGAAAAAGAAGGAAUUACUGGAUUCUAAGAAUGAGCUAGAAUUGGAGAUUAACAAAUUGAAGUCACUGAUUAAUGAGAGAGAAACACAACUCACAGAAAUAAACAAAAAGUUAGAAGCCCAAUUAGCAUGGAUUCCGAAUCAAAUAUCCGAUUAUGAAAGAUAUACUGGAUUGAAGUUUGAUGCCUUGGAAGAAACCUUGAUUCAAUUUAUAUUUACAAGCAUAGAUCCCAAUGAAUAUGAAAGGGAAUUUUCCUUCAAAUUGAGGAUAGAUCAGGCUUAUAGUAUAGAGGAUACAAUCCCUCAAUUAGAAGACGAUGUGGUUAAGUCUUUGCUGAAUGAAUUCAAUCGUAAUCGAUUUGAGGUUGCCUUACGAAAGGUGCGAGAAGCCUUUCAAAAGUUGGUAUAGUAUACUUUUGACUAAUAAUACAAGAAGACAUUUUUAAUAUGCAACAUAAACCAACUUAGUUGGUGGAUUUGCUACUUUGAGGUGGUAAAACAAGAAUUGUACUCGGGUUACACUUCUGUGAAGUAAUAUACUGCGUCUUUCAUUGAUUUGAAGUUAUUGGUUGACUGGUUUUUACCAACUUUCUAAGACACUAUCGAUAAUAGAAUUUAGAUAGAUCUUUCCUUGAUGAUUGUUACAUAUCUCUGCUAGUUUCCGCAGACAUUCUUCAAGAUAAAUACAUGUAAUAUUGAGUGUUUGUAUUAUAGGCUAGAGUAGUAAAUAAACGGGUUGCAAAAAAA
Spathaspora passalidarum NRRL Y-27907 is the source of this 1099-nucleotide messenger RNA. RefSeq lists its product as uncharacterized. The record is from RefSeq and is a predicted model, not a curated record. The coding region runs from base 63 to 761 and encodes 232 amino acids. Gene Ontology annotation, biological process: chromosome segregation. Gene Ontology annotation, cellular component: Ndc80 complex. NCBI's taxonomy places the organism in Eukaryota, Fungi, Ascomycota, Pichiomycetes, Serinales, Debaryomycetaceae. The transcript has a single exon.